Molecule: messenger RNA, 1878 nt
Organism: Racocetra persica
Lineage: Eukaryota; Fungi; Glomeromycota; Glomeromycetes; Diversisporales; Gigasporaceae
Source: the annotation of a GenBank genome assembly
UUGAGUUUCAUUAAAGCAGAAUCGCGAACUCAACUUCUUGACUAUUGUUUAUCUUUAUUAAAAAGAAAGGACUUAGAUAAGGAUAUUAUGAAUGCAUUACUUAGGAUAGUGGUUCGUCUUACUCGCCGUCAUUCAGAUGCCAUUGAUUUUGUAAACAAGGAUGGUCUGAAUUUACUUUUCAAUUCAUUUAAGUCGAGGGCCCAUGAUUUCCGUGGACAGCAGAUAUUCAUUGUCAUGAUAUUACGGCACGCCCUUGAAGAUGCUUCAGUUUUAGAAUCAAUUAUUGAUAAAGAAAUAAAAAAUUGGUUCGCCAAUCCACGCCCACGAGGGGGCGAUAUCAAUGCAUAUUUACGAAACAAUGCUCAAUUUGCCUUACGGGCGCCAGAAAUAUUUAUUCAAUCCACUAAAAAGCUCUGCAAAUUAACAAGAUACGAUUCUAAUGGGCGUAAUCAACAAAUCACAUUAAUUAAACCAGAUACGGAAGAUAUUAGUACUACCACGACUAAAGAUACAACUGUCAAUGAAGAAGAGAUGACCGAUACAUUACCGGUGCCGUCGACAUCUGUUUCACUUGGAUCCCCUAAAAAGUUUUCAUUCGGUUCAGAAACAGCUGAAAGCAUCGUUCAAUUUAUUGCAAAUGAAUUGGUCGCAACUCGUGUGCAAGCUAAUCAAACUUUGGAUACAAAACUGCCUGAUACUAAUUUAAACGAUCGAAAUGAAAAUGCUAAUUCUUCCGCAACCACUUCCACUCCUACAAAUAACACAAAUACCCCACAACCUGUAUUUAAACCUGAAGAACAUUUAGAUUAUCUGUAUCGGUGUUUCCUACUUCAAUGCUUAACUGAACUUCUAUCUUCAUAUCCAUCAUGUAAAAUUGAAGUUGUGAAUCUUUCACGUCGCAGAAACAGCAUGGGGUCUAGUACUCAAUCGAAAUCAAAAACUUCUCUUUUAUAUUAUCUCCUAAAUGAGUUAUUACCAUACGGUUGUAUAACACCAUCUACUAAUAUUGAGAUGCGAAAACGUUAUGGACAAUCAAAAUGGACAACAUCUGCUCUUGUGGCACUAUGUUCUAAUGUUGGUAGCGAAGAUGAUAAGAAACCACAGCCGGAAAUAAUACAAGUACGAAAAUUCGGUUUGGAUUGUAUAAUCAAAUCAUUUAAAACUGCCAUUUCUUCAUCAGAUCCAAUUGAAACAAAAUAUGGAAGACUUUUGUCUUUGGCAGAGCUAUGCUAUGCUAUACUGAAUUCACGCACUGGUCCUAACACCACUGCCAACAAACCAAUUGAUGAUGGCCCCGCCAGUAUCGCCAAAAUAAUGCUAGAUAAAAAUUUUGUAAACACUUUAACUGAUGCACUUGCGGAAGUUGAUCUCAAUUAUCCUUCAGCGAGAAUUUUGAUAAACGCUUUAUUAAAACCUUUUGAAUGUCUUACAAAAGUUGCUAUUAAACUGGGUCGAUCUCCUGAAGCUCCUAACAAAGAGCAACAACGUCGUGACAGUAUUUCUUCCAUAUCAACGCCAUCUGCCGAUGAAAUGAAUCCAGAAACUGAGGAUGCACCUGAUUUGUAUGCAACUUCUGUGCUCGGAGCUCUAGAAGGCAGAGUGGAUAGCGAUGAAAUGGAUGACGAUAGUUUAGACUCGUCAGUUGAUGAACAAAGGUAUGAUGAUGGUGAAUUUGAUGAAGGAACCGGCAAAAUAGUAGUCCGACAACCGAUCCAUGGUCACUCAGUUAUAUUGGAUAAUGAAAGGAACGAUGAUCAUGAUUCUGAAAUUGAGCAUGGAGUAAAUCAACAUUUAGAAAACGAUGAUGAUAGUGACGAUGAAGGACAUCAUCAUGUUAGAGGUAACGAUGACCAAGAAAUGUGGGAUGUUCAUGAUCAG